This is a messenger RNA of Clupea harengus (Atlantic herring), 1454 nucleotides long. It is a transcript of the gene ccdc69, whose product is annotated as coiled-coil domain containing 69. The record is from RefSeq and is a predicted model, not a curated record. Gene Ontology annotation, molecular function: microtubule binding. NCBI's taxonomy places the organism in Eukaryota, Metazoa, Chordata, Actinopteri, Clupeiformes, Clupeidae. Gene Ontology annotation, cellular component: cytoplasm; nucleus.
AAUUCUAUAACGUGCCAGCGAAUCCCCACCGAUAACAAUGAGCAUUGAACUGAUGCUCGGCUCCUCAAUUUUUAGACUUAACAUACCUUGCUCAACUACGCAACGGCACAGGUUUAUGUGGGGGCGCGUCUUCACAGCUUGAAAAAGUUGUGCGCUGGUGUUGCACGUAACUGCCCUAUUUAAUUCGCGGUUGCUGAGGUAUCAAACUGGCUCGUGGAGAGGAUAGCGUUAGAUAGCGGGUAAACUCUGUGACCGGUCCAAACUGAGAAUCUGGAGAUAGCGGGCUUCACCUUUCGGGUAAAGGCAAGCAGGUCGGGCGCUCAGGAAUGGGUUGUGUCCAAAGCAAGAAGAAGAGCAAGUCGAGAGUGGAUGACAAGAAGAAGAGUGAGGCCAACAACAGCACUCAGGGUGGAUGUGCCAAGGUCCCAUUGGCUGAGCUCGGCGGAGGGGUGGAGCAGCAGCUGGAGCAGUAUGAGAAGCAGCUGAAGGUCCUCCAUGCCCUUCUGGCUGCCCCUGGGGGUCCGGAGAGAGAUACCCUGUUUAAGUCACACCAGAACGGCCCGCUCUGCAAGGUGGUCCACAACAUCGCUGCGAAGGUCAAGAGUGAAACGGCAGCCGAGCUUAGUGCAGCACACCAGGAGGAGAUAAGGAAGACGACAGAGGAGUACCAAAGCAGAACAGAAGAGACGAAGCGCCUGCACAGAGAAGAGAAGGUGGCCUUGAACGCAACGCACAAAGCCAUAGAGAACACUCUGAAGGAGAAGAUGGAGGAGUUGCUGGUAGAUCUGAAGGUGUUCCAUGAGCUCAGACAGAGAGUGGAGAAGUCUAUGCUGAAGAGGAACCUGCAGCGGAACAUAGAGACUCACGGCAGCCCCGGUGAAUUCUGGGAGCAGGAGCAGGAGAGUUUGCUGAUCGUCAUCGAGAUGAAGACUGAGCGCGUGCAGGAGCUGGGGAGCAAGCUGCUGCAGAUGGACACACUGGUUGAAAAGAAUCACUCACUGGAAGACCAGGUGGUUCACGGCCUACAACAGAAUGAAGACCUCAGAGUUCGGAUCGAGAACUACCAAUCCCUCAUCCAGCAGCUGUCUAAAGACCAGCACAGCCUGCAGGAGGCGCUGGAGAGGCAGUCCUCUGAGGCACAGAGGCUGCAGCAGGAGAAGGAGGAGCUGCUCUUCAAACUGCUGCACAGAGACUCCUGCUCCUCCACCUCCUCCUUCCACCUGCCCCCCAUCCUCUCCGAGGUGUCCCCCAGUUGAUUCCACUGCCCCUACCUCAACUGCCCCCUCGCUGCGCCUGUGUGGCACAUUACUAAUUGCCCCCCCGAUCACAACACUCCACUCCACUCCUCAACCCUCAACCAAAGUCCUGAGCCUGACCUCAAGUGGUCUACUGACGUACACACAAGAGCAAGGUGCCUCUGGGUGUAGUCUGGUUUGAUUUGGGGGGGGGGGGGG